AUGUUGACUCCCAUUUUGACAAGAAUACAUCUACGUUAUGUAAACGCGUCAAAUAAUUCUCCCGGUUCGUGUUACAAGCCGGGAUUGUCAGCUAUUAUAGUCGAAAGUGCACAAACGGCAAAAGAGAAACUAGAAUUUCUUAAUGAGGUCAAAAGGAUGAAUCUAACACCAUUAGAUAAAGUGCUUACAAAGAAGAAAAUCGUCAACAGCACGAGGCCAGAAAAAGAAUUAGGGCGAGUUAAUGCACCUCAAGCUGUACUUUCACACUCUCGAAGUCGCAAAGUGGAUGGAAUGUAUUUGUCGCUACAAAUGCGAAGCUAUAAUGUAGUGAACAAAGAGUAUUGUUUUAAGUGA
This is a messenger RNA of Brugia malayi, 354 nucleotides long. RefSeq lists its product as uncharacterized. The record is from RefSeq and is a predicted model, not a curated record. Lineage: Eukaryota; Metazoa; Nematoda; Chromadorea; Rhabditida; Onchocercidae. Bases 1 to 354 code for a protein of 117 amino acids. The transcript is spliced from 2 exons.